GCAUGUGGUCGGCCAUGGUCCGGCACGUGACCGCGCUCGGGUCGCCCAAGACGCUCAACGUAGUUGCCUUCUCGGGCGGCGUCGACUCGUCCGUCGUCGCUGCGCUUGUUCAUGAGGCAUUUCCGACUAACAGCGUCGCCUGCCUCGGCGUCUCGGCGGCGCUGCCCUCCGAGCAGCUCGCACUCGCACGCAAGGUGGCCACGGACAUUGGCAUUCCGCUAUGGGAGACGCCGACGACCGAAGGCGCCGAUCCGCUCUACAUUGAAAACAAAGGCCAGAGCUGCUACUACUGCAAGACCAACUUGUACACGACGCUCAACGACGUGGCGACGCAUGUGCACACGACACACCGGGGCAGUGGUCGACCGCGGCUUUUCAACGGCACGAAUGCGGACGACAAGCUCGACCCGACUCGACUCGGCCUCGUCGCCGCCUCCGAGUUUCAGGUCGUGAGCCCGCUCCAAGACCUUACGAAGAGUGACGUCCGCGCACUCGCCAACGAACGAGGUUUGCUCAAUUGGAACUUUGCUGCGUCGCCAUGUCUUCGGUCGCGCCUCGCGUUUGGCGUCACUGCCACAGCGGACCACCUCCAGCGUGUCGCGGCUGCGGAGGCUUUUGUCCGGUCGUUCUUGCGGCUGGCGCCACACGAGAACCUCCGCGUGCGGUUUCUGCCGCAGAACCACGCGGCCAUCGAGCUGGAUGCGGCGCGCCAUUUGGCCCUUUCAGUGACCGAGACGGCGAUCCUCGCUGCCAAAUGCGUCGAAUUAGGUUUUACAAAGACUCAUGUGCGUGCCUUCCGGAGCGGUAGCGUCUCGGGCUUUGCCUCCAACGUCCAAGUGGUCCACUCAACAAACAAGGUGGUGCAUGUGUCAGCAAACCCACUCCCACACAUGCAGACGUAG
Molecule: messenger RNA, 902 nt
Organism: Saprolegnia parasitica CBS 223.65
Lineage: Eukaryota; Oomycota; Saprolegniomycetes; Saprolegniales; Saprolegniaceae
Exons: 8
Molecular function (GO): sulfurtransferase activity
Source: RefSeq, a predicted model, not a curated record